AAAAGUCAGAGGCUCCCUUGCCAAGUCCAGUCCAAACAAACAACAAAGAAAAAAAAACAUCAAAGACUUCAUGCUGGAGAGAAACGAGUGUGAUAAAGCCUUAAUUUCAGAUUCAGAACUUAAUGGACAGCAGAGAAUUCAUAAGGAAACGAAACCUUAUAAAUGUAAUGAAUGUAGGAAACCCUUCCAAGGCAAUUCAGAUCUUAUUAAACAUCAAAUAAUUCACACUGGAGAAAAACUUUACAAAUGUAGUGGAUGUGGAAAAACCUUCAUUCGGAACUCUGUCCUUACAGAAUACCAGAGAAUCCAUAUGGGCGAAAGGCCUUAUAAAUGCAGUGAAUAUGGGAAAACCUUUAGGGGGAGCUCACAACUUAUUCAGCAUCAAAGAAUUCACAGUGAAAAGAAACCCUAUGAAUGCAAUGAAUGUUCAAAGACUUUUAAUCAAAGUUCAGACCUUGUUCAACAUCAUAGGGUCCAUAGUGGAGAAAAUCCCUAUGAAUGUAAUGAAUGUGGAAAAGCCUUCAGGUGGAGUUCAGACCUUGUUAGGCAUCAGAAUAUUCAUAUUGGAGAGAAAGUUUAUGAACGUAAUGAGUGUGAGAAAACAUUCAGUCAGAGGUCAGGACUUACUCAGCGUCAGAGAAACCACACAGGAUCAUAACCCUAUGAAUACAGUAAUGAAAAAGAUGUCCGUACACACACACAU
Molecule: messenger RNA, 703 nt
Organism: Trichechus manatus latirostris (Florida manatee)
Lineage: Eukaryota; Metazoa; Chordata; Mammalia; Sirenia; Trichechidae
Product: zinc finger protein 391-like
Exons: 1
Coding region: 71-658 (195 amino acids)
Biological process (GO): regulation of transcription by RNA polymerase II
Cellular component (GO): nucleoplasm
Molecular function (GO): DNA-binding transcription repressor activity, RNA polymerase II-specific; RNA polymerase II cis-regulatory region sequence-specific DNA binding
Source: RefSeq, a predicted model, not a curated record